GUUUUUGAUACUGCAGACACCUGCUUCACAAUUGCUUACUCAUGCAUAAUGCUCAACACCUUGUUGCAUAAUCCAAAUGUGAAGGAUCGACCAACGUUUGAACGUUAUCAGAAUAUGAAUAAGGAACUACUUGAUGCUGGAUCGGUUAGUACAGCAAUACUAGCACAAAUAUUUGACUCUAUACGCACUCGAGAGUUCAAAAUCCCAUGCGAUGAUGCAGCGCGGUUAGACAAUAUUUUCCUGCAUCCCGAUCGUGAAGGUUGGCUGUAUAAGCAAAGCAGCAGCCAAUUCAUAUCUGGACCACUGUCGUGGAAGAGGAGAUGGUUUGUCCUUAGCGACUCCUGUUUGUACUACUUCGACCAGACAGGCGACAAAGAACCGCGGGGAAUCAUUCCGCUACAAAACGUAGGAGUACGACGAGUGGAAAAUGCGUCUCGUCCGUUCAUGUUCGAAAUAUUCUCAUUAUCGGAAGAUGGACGUAUAAAAGCGUGUAAAACGGAACAAACGGGUAAGCUGGUCGAAGGUCGGCAUAGCGUAUAUCGAAUCUGUGCGUCAAGCUCUGAAGACAUGAACGCGUGGCUUGAAGCCAUCGCUGGAGCAGUCACACAUUAUCCGACGCGACCACGAAGCGCUCAUUAG
Molecule: messenger RNA, 639 nt
Organism: Strongylus vulgaris
Lineage: Eukaryota; Metazoa; Nematoda; Chromadorea; Rhabditida; Strongylidae
Source: the annotation of a GenBank genome assembly